This is a messenger RNA of Sorghum bicolor (sorghum), 1450 nucleotides long. RefSeq names its product 1-aminocyclopropane-1-carboxylate oxidase homolog 1. NCBI's taxonomy places the organism in Eukaryota, Viridiplantae, Streptophyta, Magnoliopsida, Poales, Poaceae. The transcript is spliced from 3 exons. The record is from RefSeq and is a predicted model, not a curated record. Bases 103 to 1188 code for a protein of 361 amino acids.
GAUUAGCCCCAAGCCAAAAGACGCACGCCACACCGCACACGGCUCUUCCCCCAGGAUCGCUAGCUGCAGCGGACGACACCCCACGACGACGUCAUCGUCAUCAUGUCCGUCGCCGCCGCCGCCGUGGAUCGCACCGACGAGCUCCGCGCGCUGGAUGCCACCCUCGCCGGCGUCCGCGGCCUUGUCGCGUCCGGCGCGAAGCAGGUUCCUCGAAUCUUCCGCGUCCCUUACCCAGAGGAGCAACCGCCAGCGGCGGCGGCGGCGACCGUGCCGGUGAUCGAUCUCAGCGGCGGCGGCGACCGCGCAGCCGUGGUGGACGCCGUCCGCGGGGCCGCCGCGGAGUGGGGGUUCUUCCAAGUCACGGGCCACGGGGUGCCCGAGCAGGUGAUGUCAGCAGCGGUGGCGGCGAUGCGGGCGUUCCACGAAGCCGGCGGCGGGGAGGGCAGCGACAAGGCCCGGCUCUACUCGCGGGAGCCCGGGAAGGCGGUCAAGUACCACUGCAACUUCGACCUGUACCAGGCGCCCGUGGCCAACUGGCGCGACACGCUCUACCUGCGCAUCGCACCCGACCCUCCCGCCGCCGCCGACCUGCCGGAGAUCUGCAGGGAUGCACUAUUUGAAUACGCCAAGCAAGUGAAGGAUUUGGGGGACAGGUUGUUUGAGCUGCUCUCUGAGUCCCUUGGGCUCAAACCGAGCUACUUGACAGAUAUAGAGUGCAACCAGGGACAAAUCAUACUUGGGCACUACUACCCUCCAUGCCCCCAGCCUGAACUCGCCAUUGGGACAAGCCGGCAUUCAGACUCUGGCUUCCUAACUAUACUACUGCAGGAUGGUGUUGGCGGCCUCCAGAUCCUCCAUGAUGACCAGUGGGUCGACAUUACACCGACGCCUGGAGCGUUCAUCGUCAACAUAGCCGAUCUCCUGCAGUUGAUCUCUAACGACAAGUUCAUCAGCGUCGAGCAUAGAGUGGUCGCGAAGAAUGCUGAACCGAGAGUUUCGAUCGCGUGCUUUUUCAGCACUCAUUUUCAUCCCGCUUCGACGAGAAUGUAUGGCCCAAUCAAGGAGCUGCUGUCUGAGGAGAACCCUCCUUUGUAUAGGGAAACACUCGUCAGAGAAUAUGUUGCCCGUUACUACUCUGUCGGCUUGGAUGGUAAGCAGAAGACUGCUCUAGCUGAUUUCCGGUUGUGAAUUCUGAACGAGAAAAUCGUGUUUUAUUACCAGCAAGAUGCAAGUGUUUGGGUGGGACAACCUAUACCGUGUAAUAAUAUAUUAGACCAAAGGUUCCCACCCUGCUUAUACUGAAAGUAAAAGAUAGGUGGCUGAUGUUGCAUGUUCUUUGAGUGAUGGGAAAACAUCUUAAAUGAGUUUGUUGACUGCCACUUCCGUGUCUGUAUAUCCAAUCACAAUGUCAUCAAGGAGUUGAACAUAAUCAUGUCCAAUCGUUUCCUCA